AUGUCGACCUCGUCCCGCACCGAGAUCGUCCUCGUAGCCUCUCCCGACGGCCCCAUCACCGCCCACGACCCCUUCUCCUUUGGCCCCCCGCUCGCCCGCUUCUCUACUGCGACUGCCGCUGCCACAAUUCCCCGCAAUGGCCUCGCACUCGUCGGCCCCCGCUCCGUUCAGCUGAUCGCAGCCUCCCACAUAUCGCCAUCCACUGCCGCUUGCUCCGUCCGCCUCUACAGUUGUUGGUGGUCCCCCGCCCCGGCCCUCUCCCUCCCCGUCCCUGAGCCUGUCGCACCCCUUGCCGCCACCCCUGAUGGGCCUCCUCACCACCUCUUCUGUGGCGGCCUCUCUGGCCGCAUCCACGUCCUCUCCCUCCCAUCCGGCGAUCUCUGUCGCCCUUUCACCGCUCACACCCACUCCGUCUCGUGCCUUGCUGUCAAUGACGACGGCUCCCUCCUCAUAUCCGCAUCCGAUGAUGGCACGAUUGCGGUGUUCCCGAUAAUCCAUCUCCUAGAUGAAGACCCCGCCGUCGAAGUUACUUCGUUAUACACGAUAUCGGCGCACGACGCACCGAUCACAUGCAUUACAUCAGGCCCUGGAGGCUGCAACGCCGCGAUAGUUUCGAGCUCGCUCGACGGCACGUGCAAAAUGUGGAGGCUCGCCGACGGGGUCCGCAUGCGAACCCUAACGUUCCCGUGCGGUCUCUGGUGUGUUACAACAGACCCAAUUGAUUCACAACUCUACACCGGUGGAUCAGACGGAAAGGUAUAUGUCGUGCCAUUAAUAAAGGAAAGAGUAAAAGAACCUACAAAAAGGGUUAUUUGGGAAUCUCCGCAUAGUAGCGGCGGUGAGGUUAUGGCUAUGGUCAUGGCGAAUGACAACGAGAACAUAGUAACAGCGUACGACGACGGAGCCGUAAAAAUAUGGGAAGUGAAGAGUGGAUUGAUGAUUAGCACAUUUUGUGUUCAGGGGGGGAGUGUUAGUGAUCUCAUUGUGGUGAGGGGAAGUGGAGUUCAUGGUGUUGGUGGAAGUGGAGUUCCAGUUGUAAGUGGUUUUGCUGAAAGGGAGUUGCAGAGAAAGGGAAGUGAGGUGUGGGAACUGGAAAAGAGGUUAAGUGAAGUGAGAGAGGGGAGGAACAGGGGGUUGGAUUUGGCUGAGGAUGCUAUGGAUGUGUAUAGGAGGUUAUUGGUUCUCUUUCUUAGAGAGGCUGGGGGUGGUAAUAACCAUUAA
Ananas comosus (pineapple) is the source of this 1221-nucleotide messenger RNA. RefSeq names its product protein ROOT INITIATION DEFECTIVE 3-like. Gene Ontology annotation, molecular function: protein binding. Bases 1 to 1221 code for a protein of 406 amino acids. The transcript has 2 exons. The record is from RefSeq and is a predicted model, not a curated record. Lineage: Eukaryota; Viridiplantae; Streptophyta; Magnoliopsida; Poales; Bromeliaceae. Gene Ontology annotation, cellular component: nuclear pre-replicative complex. Gene Ontology annotation, biological process: DNA-templated DNA replication; rRNA processing.